UGUCUUUUGAAUAUAGCCUCAGGCUUCCUGUUUUGCAGGCGUGGAGCCCUGUUGUUCUACAACCUGAUCGAAACAUCUUGUGCUCACUCUUUGCUUUGGCAUGGAGGGAAGCAGAUCAGAAACUUCUGCAGCUGACAUGAGUGAGGAGGUAACGUAUACUUCUGUCAGAUUCUCUCAGGCUUCUCCGCCAAGGGCCAAAGCUUCACAGGAAAAAAGAGCUCCCCAUCUGUGGUCAGCGGUUCUGCUGGGCUUGGCUAUAGGCUUUGGGAUAUUGAGCACCUCCCUAGUGAUUGCUUUGAUUUGGAAGAUGAAUGACUCCUACCCACACUGCCCUGAAGAGUGGGUGGCCUACAGAGGGAGCUGCUACUCCUUCUCCAAGGAGGAGAAGGACUGGAAUUCCAGCCAGGUAUCCUGCUGGUCACAGGGAGCUCACCUCCUGGUCAUCAGUGAUACCCGGGAAAUGGAUCUGUUCAAGCGUAUUCAAACAGAAUGUUUCUGGAUUGGAUUGAGGAACAGCACAAGCUCUGGAUGGAUUUGGGAAGAUGGCUCCAUAUCCAAUUACACCAAGGUCCUCUCUAACAGCCACGUGCAACACUGUGCUGUCCUGAUGAAAGGUCGUUUUCAUGCCUCCAGCUGUGAAUUUCAUGCUCCAUGGAUCUGUGAGAAAUCGCUUAGAUAAAUCCUAUGUGCAUUUUCAUCUCAUAACAAUCUCAUCAAUGGUAUGAAUUGAUCAUUGUCCUGCAAACCAAAGCUUCACACAAGAGCAAUGACUUGCCUUUUCCAUACCAUCACAAAGGUGAUUUGCCCAUAAAUGUAAGUUAUCUUCAGUGGUAGAUCUGUUCUCAGUCCACAUGUGUUAGAUUGCUGCUGUUUGUGACCAGGUGAGACCUUGGACAUAUUCCCUGGCCUAGCCUUUUCCUAUUUGUCCUGUAAGAGCAAACAAAAGCUUUAUCACAACAGGUGUCUUCAGAUCUUUGAGG
Molecule: messenger RNA, 980 nt
Organism: Manacus vitellinus (golden-collared manakin)
Lineage: Eukaryota; Metazoa; Chordata; Aves; Passeriformes; Pipridae
Product: killer cell lectin-like receptor subfamily G member 1
Exons: 5
Coding region: 101-679 (192 amino acids)
Source: RefSeq, a predicted model, not a curated record